AUGGAUGGUAAUCCAUGUGCAGACGUAGAUGGCUUCGCUGAAUUUGUUUAUGCUUGUCUGCCAAAACUGGUGUACUAUCAUUACCGUUAUAUUCACCCCCGUGAUAAGGAAUUAGCACGGGAGAAAUACAGUGAUACAAUUGUAGCACUUGAAAAGACUGAGGCAGAGGCACAGGUUCACAUUGAGCAACAGAAAGAAGAAGAGCAAAAAUCAGAGCUAUAUUCUGCAGCAUUUGUUGAGCAACUAGACAGUGAACAGCUUUUCAACUCAUUGUAUGAAGGUGAUGAAGAGGGCAAGGCACUCUUGAAAGUAGGAGAUGAAGCAAUGGAACUCUAUAACAAAUUGAUGGGAAACUUCUUUGAAAAGAAAGCUCUAAUAUUCCUAGACUUAAAGCGAGUUAUGAAAGGCAUGGAAAGUUCCGAUAUUGAUGUACAGAGUCAUUAUGAUCAGUUAGACAUUACUGCUGUUGAGUUCCACAAUUUAUGUGAAACAACUGAGACAGAAUUGAUGGCUGCUGAGUUAAUUCUGAAUAACCAACUGGAGAAAAUAAAUGCCGCUUUUGAGAGAAACUUAAUUGAACUUGUCUCCGCAUUUAUUAAGGAUGCUCAAGCUAUAUUUGUUGAAUGUCGUAAUUCACAGCAAAUAUUUCAUGAACAGUUGUCAGACUGUGCAAAUCGCUACCUCAGCAAUGUUAUCACAAAGGCGGAUGACCCAAAGCUUCGUAUACCCCGUGAACUACAACAGAUAAUGACUGACAAAGAGGCACUGAACAAAGCAACAGGUGGCUCACACGAUUAUCACACACAAAUAAUUAAUGGCCGUGAAGACGUACUCGUCAAGACAGCAAAGAAAUGGGCCAGCGAUACGUGUGCAGAUAUACACAGCUGUGACAUAAUUGAAGAUUCACCUCAUGCAUGGCUGGAUAAAGUUGGUGGGUGUGUCGUAGCUGCAUGA
Schistocerca nitens (vagrant locust) is the source of this 954-nucleotide messenger RNA. Its product is annotated as dynein regulatory complex subunit 3-like. The transcript has 6 exons. The record is from RefSeq and is a predicted model, not a curated record. NCBI's taxonomy places the organism in Eukaryota, Metazoa, Arthropoda, Insecta, Orthoptera, Acrididae. The coding region runs from base 1 to 954 and encodes 317 amino acids.